AUGGCUCCACGGGUGCCGUGGCAUCUAUGCCUAUCUGCUUUAGUCGUGCUCGCAUCGCUCUGCUCGUUAAGUCGUGCUGACGUAACUCUUCCUGACCCAUCGCGACCCGGCCUCUUCUAUUUCUUCAUGUCGGGGCAGAUCGUGGUGGUGGACCCAGUGUCGCAGAAGGUGGUAACGAAGAUCAACCAGACGUCGCAAGGCGCCCCCGCGCCCUUUCCCAACUCCUGCCCCGGCCACCCCAUGCAAGGCACGUGGAAUCGGCACACGACGGGAAUCGAUCAGCAGACCAUCUUCAUCACGGCCAGUUUCCAGCAGCCCACGCCGCUGCGACUGCCGGGGCUGUCGGACAUGGUGCUCGUCGUUAACACCUCGUCGCAGAGCGUCGCAGCGUCCGUCGCCGUGCCUGACAUCCCCAACGACAUAGUCUUCGUGCCUGAAGUGGGAAGCGUGUUUGCCCACGCGGACGUCAACGGCACCUUCGCCGUCAUCUCCGCAGCGCCGCCGUACACCUUGCAGCGCGCGCGCUUCUCCUCCGAGUUCGCGGAGGCGGGCUACGGCCGCCUGCUCGCCGACUCGGCGCUGAACGGCAAGGCGUUUCAGACGGCGUCGCAGAUGCCGGGCGUGUUUUCGCUGAACCUGUUCACGCAGUCGGCCGACGUGCCGUUCCUCGACUUCACCCAGACCAUGCUGCAGUCCGAGCCAUGGCUGCCGCCCGACACGCCCAUCUACUGCCCCGCGACGCGUGAGGCGGUGUAUUCGGCGGUGAAUCGGCGCGCGUACGUGUCGUGCGCGAAGGCGGGGAGUCCGCCCGACCCCAACGCGCCGGAUCCGGGCAUCGUCGAGAUCGCCGGCGACGACAGCGUGCCCGUCGGCUACCUCAACUUCAAGGCGGACAGGCUGUAUCUGACGCCGGACGAGACCUUCCUGCUAGCAGUGGACAGCGGCGCGGGCGUGAUCCGCAUGGUGCAGAUGCUGCCGGGCGUGGGCAGCGACCAGGUGUUCUCGCUACAGUGGCCUGACGUCACUCUGCCGCCCAAAUCCAUGCCCGACAAGAUCCUCUUCUACCCCAAGGGCAUGUUCUACGUGGCGCUGGUGUCGCUGGUGCUCAAGGACAGCACGGUGGUGAUCGAUUUCAACAAGCUGCUCGCGUGUGGCGCGCAGUGCCCUCAAGACAACAUUGCUGCCGCCCUCACCUUCAUCAACACCGGCUACCAUGUGGCGCCACGUGCCAACAUGGAUCUGAGCAUAUCGUCCCGCAGCAUGGCAGUGGGGCAUCAGUUUGUGUGUGUGGCGGCCAAUCACGACAAGGCGGUGCACUGUAGCAACCUCGUUAACCCGGCGAACAACAAGAUCUACACCAACAUGUUUGAUGUGCAAGACAUAGUGUUUGUGGAGGGCAAGUACCCGGGCGAUCAAUCCUUUAUCCGCCCCAUCGACACCACCUUUGAUUGCUCCUCUGCGCCCACCACGCUAGACAAACCGCCACCACCCCCCUCGCCCUUGGACCUUGCUGUUGCCGCGCACUUGAGAGUGUCUAGUUUUCGCACAUCCUUGCCCACCAGUCUGCUCGAGGGUUGUGACAAUUCGGAAAUCAGUUUCUGGCUGUGCCUGUUUCCCAUCCAGUACACGCAGGAUUGCUGCAUUGCGCCUCGCCUGCGCAUGUGCACCAUUGCGCCGUACAUCGCGCGACGUCUUUUUCUCAUCGCGCACGCCGCCUCUGCUCCUUCCCGGGAAUUCGCUGCGCCCGUGCACCCCAUGGCGCUUCGAACGUUGCGCCUGAUGCCCAUUUCUCCCAGUAUUCCCCCCCUUGCGCGCUCGACUCUUCCGCUCAUCGAUCGCAUCGCUAGUGUCCGCCAUUUCAGCCCCAGUGCCGUGCGCGCUGCGUGCCGUUCGGUCGAAGAAACAAGCCAGAGCGACGAUCGUGGAGGGGAAAGCGCGCGGGCUUCCGCACAUCUAAAUGGCGCGCAGACGUUUUCCGCGCGCAGCAUCCCUGCGCCUUCUCUUCGUGAAGAUACCCGCGGCUUGAUGGGGGAUUACCUUUCCCCCUCCCGCUCCGCCGAAAGCGCGCGGGAGCGAGGCGCCCCCGCGAACGGCGCCGCAACAGGCGGCGACACGAUCGCGGCUGUGGUCACUGCCGUGUCGUCCACGUCAGGCGGCGUCGCGAUUGUGCGGCUGUCCGGCCCCGCCGCCGUGAGCAUCGUGCGGCGCAUGUUCCGCCCCGCGCGGAAAGCGAACAGAGCGCGGAAGCAAGGGGGAAUGGCCAGGAAAAGCGGAGACCUUGGCGGAUGGGCGGGGAGCGCGGGGAACGGAGUGUGGGGAACAGAUGAUGAGGAUUUCCGAGGAGCGGUGAGCGAGGGGAGCGAGUUGCCUGGAAGCAGCAAGGAAGGGGAGGGGAGAGGCGGAGAGGCAGUGGGGGAAAGCGGGGAGAGGGGGGAGGGCGGAGCGGCGGGGGAGUGGCGCGCGGAGAGCCACCGAGUGAGCUAUGGGCACAUCGUGGACGAGCAGGGGGCCACCAUUGACGAGGUGCUCGUGCUGCCCAUGCUGGCCCCGCGCUCGUACACAGCUGAGGACGUGGUGGAGGUGCACUGCCACGGUGGCAGGGUGUGCGCCCACUCCUGCCUCGCCACCGCCGUCCACCUCGGCGCCAGGCUGGCAGGAGCAGUCAAUGCGCCACACAGUCAAUGCGCAGGCACAAUGCUGCACAUGAGCGAGUUCACCCUACGAGCCUUCCUCAACGGGCGGGUAGACCUGGCGCAGGCGGAAGCCGUGGCGGCCCUCAUUCGUGCCGACACCACCGCUGCUGCGCGCUCCGCCCUCGCUGCUGUCAAGGGCGGCUUAUCUCGUCACAUCCGGGGUGUGCGGGCGGCGUGCAUGGGCGUGCUGGUGGACAUCGAGGCGCGCAUUGACUUUGAGGAGGAUCUCCCACCGUUGGAUGCUGCGGACGUCAGCCGUUGGAUCGACGCCAUCUGGCAGCAGAUCAACGAGGCACUGGCCACCGCCAAUCGGGGCCGACUGCUGGAGUAUGGCAUUCAGGUAGCGAUCGUGGGCCGCCCAAACGUGGGCAAGUCAAGCCUGUUGAACGCGUGGACGCAGUCAGAGCGCGCCAUUGUGACAGACAUCCCUGGCACAACAAGGGACGUGGUGGAGGCGCACCUGCACCUGCCACUGUCGGCGGGGGGCUUCCCCGUGCGCCUGGCUGACACCGCUGGCAUCCGCCACACCACCGACGCUGUUGAGGCCAUUGGUGUGCAGCGGUCGGAGGCGGCAGCAGCGGCAGCGGAUGUGGUGCUGCUGGUGGUGAGUGCAGCGGAGGGGUGGACAGCAGAGGACUCCGCCAUCUUCCACCGCAUCUCCCCCGUACAGCACACCGUGUGGCGCCGCGUGGCCACCAGCGCCACCCGCCGCACCGGACUGGACCAGCUCGAAGCAGCCGUGGCAGCAGCUGUGGGAGGGGGGCUGGUAGCAGAGGAGGGGCAGCAGUGGGCCGUGAACCAGCGGCAGCAGCAGCAGCUGGUGCGAGCAGCGGAGGCGGUGGGGCGGGUGAGGGAGAGCAUUGGAGCUGGGUUGGCGCUGGACUUCUGGUCCAUUGAUCUGAGGAGCUGCAUCCUGGCGCUGGGGCAGGUGAGCGGCGAGGAGGAUGUCACGGAGGAGGUGCUUUCAAAUAUCUUCAGCAAGUUUUGUAUCGGCAAGUAG
Messenger RNA from Closterium sp. Yama58-4, 3693 nucleotides. NCBI's taxonomy places the organism in Eukaryota, Viridiplantae, Streptophyta, Zygnematophyceae, Desmidiales, Closteriaceae. The record is from the annotation of a GenBank genome assembly.